Botrytis byssoidea is the source of this 2517-nucleotide messenger RNA. RefSeq lists its product as uncharacterized. Lineage: Eukaryota; Fungi; Ascomycota; Leotiomycetes; Helotiales; Sclerotiniaceae. The coding region runs from base 1 to 2517 and encodes 838 amino acids. The record is from RefSeq and is a predicted model, not a curated record. The transcript is spliced from 4 exons.
AUGCCAAAAACUAGACGUCAAGAAGCUGCAGAGGCGAAGGGUGGUGUUUCAAAAUCGACGCGAUCAGGAGCUCCACUAGCAGAUGAUGCCUCAUCGGCAGACUUUCUCAAUAAAAUUCAUCGACCACCGCCAAAAGUAGAUAUGAAAGUCGCAAGAAAAUAUGCUCCAUCCGCUAGGCAGCCUCGACAACCUGUACAGGUAGCACCGGAAUCAGACGAGGAUGUGGAAGAUGCACUGAACAAGCAAUUAAAUGAGAAUAAUGAGGAUCCAUCCGGGUUGGAGCCGGAAGAUAUGACGAAGGAACUUGAAAAUGCUCAGCCAGCAUCACCAGCUGAGAAAAAAAAGAGGGGCCGUCCCAGGAAAGAACAAAUAACAAAGGAAAAAGAAAAGGGAGACGCGCAAGACGUAUCACAACUUCAAAGUGCUUCUCCGCAAAAGCGCAAACGAGAUGAUGCAAGUAUCUAUGACUUCAAUGUCGAGGAAGAUGAGCAAGAUAUCCGACCCGCGCGUUCCAAGCGAGCGAGUAAAAGUUUAUCGGUGAAGGGCACCCCGAAACCCAAGCAGUAUAGUGUGAAGCCCAAAAAAGUUCGGGAUCAGCCUGAUACGAGCGUUGUUGAUAAGUCUGGAGAUUUUGAUGAGGAUUUGCCUGACUUGGCAGAUAUUGGAAAUGGUAACUCCACAUUUGACCGAGAACCUGGACAACCUGACGGAGGUGCCUCCUUCAACGACAGACGUGCAAGUGUUCGGAAAUCGAGAGACGACAGAGAGCAUGUAGACGAUGGAGAAAAUGAAGACGACGAAGACGACGGAGGCGAUGGAAUAACAGAAAUAGCUAUGCCUCUAACCCCGGCAAAGUCGCAAGGUCAAAUUUCGCGAGAACAGCAUAAAAAAAGCGCGAAUCUUGCGAGGACAAUCAGUAGCAACCAUGCAAAUGGUGGCCAUAAAAACAGGAAUCAGACUUCACGCCAAUUGAGCGGCAGAGAAGAGCAAAUCGGAGAAGAUGAGGAGGAGCUUGGAGAAGACGAAGAAGGUGGAGAGGAACCGGGAGCAGUGGCCAAUGAUGUUGGAGAAGAACCUAAUGUAGCGACCGCUGCCAGUGUUCCAAAACAACGUGAAGCGGCUGGAGAAGAAGUUGAUGAUGAAUCCGAUGGCGAGGAAGAAAGUUAUCAAGAAAUUUCCCAACAACUUGUCACAUGGACUGGAAUCGUUACCCGUACUUUUUUUCCGGAUAUUGAAAAAAUAUCAAAACGACUUGGCUGUAGAGAGACUAGGGGUACAUGGAUACCAGUAGUUUUGGAGAAGCGUGGCCUUGCAACAGAGUCUGGAAAGAAUAUGGAACGAAAUUUGAAAGUUCUCCAAAAACUCUAUCGAAUCCUCAAAGGAGCAAUAAAGGAGGAGAACGACGCCAAGCAAAUCGAAGCUAAUUCGCAUAUCGAGCAAAUCAUUGAUCGUUUGGAUAAAAGGGUAGACAAUAAGUUACAGCCCUUGAAGAAUGACGCCCCCAAGCCUGAUGAGAGAAAGAGACGUAGAUAUCUGGAAGAUAUAUACAUUGUUCUCAUUCGGGAAUUUUUAAGUGUCUUGAAAACCGCAAUUCUUACAUAUGGAAACCUUCAGCUGUUGUCAAUCGAUGCUUUAUCAACUGUGAUUCGGAUCACUAGAGUAAUCCUCAAACUUUUCGAUAAACUCGAAGAACAGAAGCAGGAGGUGCAGCCUAAGAAUUGCGGCCAGACGAAACAACCAUUGAAGGAGCUUCGCCCUCAUUUGCGAAAUGUAUUGUUGCAAAGAUGUCAAAUGAAGAUUGCUGAGCUCCGUAGAGAGGAGGAAAUUGAGAAACGUCUUGCAUUGACCCAGGAAAUCAGGCGUAUGCGGGAAGAAGAAGACGCCAAGUUGGAAACCGAGAGAAUGGAGCAAGAGCGAAAAACAAGAGAAUUCAACUCAUCCCAGCAGAAAACCAUAAUGGCCAGUCCAAAGAAAGCUAGUCUGAUCGAACUUGAAAUGGAGAGAAUUGCAUACCGAAAACUCCCACAAGCUGAAAGAAUCAGACUAGAGCUGGAAGCGGAAAAUAAGAAGAGAUCGAGAAGGCCGGUGCAACAGAUACCACAAGUAGAACGAGAACGUUCCGCUGCCUCGUCACAAGGAAGUCAAAACAAUAACGAGGACCGGAAUGAUCCAUUCUCGGACAACUAUGACCCUCCUCGAGGUGCCAACAGAAAUCCAGUCUCUGCUCAACCUCGAAGAGAAGCCAAAUUUGGCGAUAUUCCUGAUGAUGAAAAACAGAGAUUCUAUGACCAUUUCAAAGAAAGGUAUAGAUACGAAGAAGAGCAAGGCUUAAAUGAUGAAGAGUUUUGGGGUCGUUUACAGAAAGAUUUACAUGGUGGUAGGUACACUCUAGAUGAAAUCUGGGGCUUUGCAAGGGAAUUGCAGGCAAGUUUAGAUUCUGCACAUGAUGAAGGGGAGUUUCAAGGGGAGGAGCAUUCCUGGACAUUUUAUGUUUGGGAUUGGGACAUGGAAUCGUAG